CCUACUUCCUUCCCCUCGCUGGUUGACUUAUCAUGGCAUGACUUGAAUUUGCUGUGAGUCAGACAGCUGUGGCCUUCAGAGUCAGAUUCCUCUCUGCUGUCCAGGCGAUUUUCCUGCUUACAUCUGAGACCAUGAUGGAAACUACAACGUAUGAUUACGAUUACACCGAUGACCCUCACACCCCUGUCGCACCAUGUAACAGGGACAGUGACAACCAGCUGGGAGCUCAUCUGUCCAUCAUCUUCUACUUUAUGUUUCUCUUCAGCCUCUUUGGCAAUGGGCUGGUCCUGGUCAUCAUCUAUCGGUUUGAGAAGUUGACCACUGUGACCAACAUCUUACUGCUGAAUCUGGUGGUGUCCUCACUGAUCUUCAUGAGCAGCCUUCCCUUCGUUGGAGUCUACAUGCAGCUCUCCAACUGGAUCUUUGGCAAGGUCAUGUGCAAGAUUGUUGGCAGCGUCUACUACCUGGGUUUCUACAGUUCUGUACUCUUUCUAACUCUGCUGACCUUCGACCGACACCUAGCAGUCGUGUACUCCUUGGGCUCAUCGCGGCUUAGGAAUCAAAGCUAUGCGGUAGUCUCCUGUAUUGUGGUGUGGCUGGUCAGCGGACUGGCGUGCAUCAAGCAGAUGAUUCUCCACACCACCUUUGUUCAUUUAAUUGACAACAAAACCUACUGUGAGGAGUAUCCUACUGAAUUGUCUAAUAUUAAUGUGCAGCAACUGAGAACAUCUGGAUUUUACAUUCAGCUUUUCCUUUUCUUGAUAUUUCCUCUGGCUGUGAUUGUCUACUGCUAUAUUAGGAUUGCUAUCACUGUCAUAUCAUCCAGGAUAGUUACCAAGUUCAAGACAGUCAGGUUAAUAUUCAUCAUUGUGCUGUUGUUUUUUGUGUGCUGGACCCCAUACAACAUUGUACUGUUGAUGCACGAUAAAGUCACUAGCUGUGCAUCAGCUCAGAAAUGGGGUUAUGCUCUUCAUGUCACUCGUAAUCUGGCCUACAUUUACUUUUGCAUCAGUCCCAUGUUUUACACAUUUGUUGGGAGAAAGUUCCAGAGCUAUUUCAGACAGCUGCUGGUGAAGCGUUUCCCAAGGUUAAAGAAGCAUGUUUCUGUCAGUCAACAAAGCGCAACUAAUAUGUCCACGAAAACUACACCAAAUGAUCUUUAAGGAGUGGAACACCUUUGUUUUUGGGGACUGUGCAUUGUUCUGACGGACCAUUAUUCCAAAACCAUGGUAGUCUGAAAAAUGUCCCAUUGGACCGUUAUUCCAAAAAGAAAAGCUCACUACUACAAGGCCCUAAUUUUUGCCAUUAGUAACUUUGUGUAUGAUUUGAUGUGCAAAUGUAACCUUCAUUGCCAUUGCUAGAUGAGCUUCUUUGUCAUGGUAACAAUAAUAAACAAGUGUUUAACGUGAAAAAGUCACAGUUUUUUAGCUUAAGGCAACACAACUACUUGUUAGGUUAAGGGAAAGAUCAUGAUUUGGGUUAAAAUGGCGUAAUUAAGUUAUGUGUGUGAUGCAAGUAAAUAUGAUACGUAAUUUUUACCAGAUUGGUAUUUUCAGAGCAAUGGGUCUUCAGAGCAAUGGCUGUCUGUUUUUGGCUGUUGGACAAUCAGGCUUUUGGUCCAAUGGGACAUUUUUCGGACAAUUUCGAAAAAAAUUACCUAGGACAUUGUUUCUCAAGAUUGCCAUGUGUUCAGCAAACCAUGUGUUUAAAAACAACCGGAAGAAUGCUGUAAAAGUUUGCAUUCUUCUUUUUUUUGUCAGGGUGGAGAGCAAUGAAAUUAGUAUAUCUGCACAAAUCUAAAUGGAAACUCAUGUCACCUCGAGACUGAAUAAACAAACACCAUUCUUGCCUGUAUUUUCAAAUCUUUUUGCCUUUCAAAGCACGCUGUAACAGUUAGGAGGAUCUGUUGGCAGAAAUGCAACAUAGGUAUGAUUUCAUUUAUGUAUAAUCAUCUGAAAAUAAGAAUUUCAUUCCCUUAGAAUGAGCCAAGUGGAAGAAACAUGGAUUUCAAGUGGUAUCUUGUAAAGAACUAUAACCUUGGUCACUUCGGGUCGCUUGUGUUUGCUCCAUCAAGUUCCCAUAGAGAUUAUCAAUAGUGAAGAUAACAUUAAGGAAGUUGAACUAAGACCAAGUAAUCUGCUUUUUUUGUUUUUUAGAAACAUACAUCUAGCAAAAGCCAUUUCUGCUACAAACCCUCAUGUUCACCACGAUUACCUUUCUUUAUUGCAGUGAAUGAAACAAUGGUGAUUUGACUGAAUGUAGUCAGUAGUCAAGUGUGUCGGACAACCUUGAGUGACAAAUGCAUCCAGGAAGGGGUCCAUAGUUUCUUAAUGUGAACUUUUUCACCCUAGUCCUACAUGAAAAGGGCUUUGAAUGUUAUACAAAAAGAGGUUUGUACAAGUCUGGGAAGUGGUGUCGGCAACUGACUCUGAAACACCCAACUGUAGCAUCUAUAAACUAUCCUAAAAUAGUGUGCUUCUCCAAAAGUGUGCACACUCACUGUCCAGUCAUUUUCCACAUGGCCUUGAGCCUGCAAAUGUUUGUGAUUAUAUUUGUUCAGUCCGUGUGUUAUUCUUAUAUUAUUGCUUUUUAAUGAUGUUUUAUAAUGAAUAAUUUUCUUAAAGUAAAAUUACUUUAAAAUUAUGUAGAAAAACAGUUGAUUGUAAUGUUAUGAUUCAGUUAUCAUCCACUUAAUCAAGUGUUAUAUGAAAGGAAUGUGCCAUGGAAGGAAAAGAUGGAGAAAGCUGCACCAAAAAAGGGAUUUGAAAGCUUUGUGGUCAGUUUUUUUUUUUUUUUUUUUGGUUGGCUCUUGCACUUGCUUGUGUGAACUAGGCUAUUUGAUUAAACAAAUACUUUAAUCAGGAA
Molecule: messenger RNA, 2865 nt
Organism: Dicentrarchus labrax (European seabass)
Lineage: Eukaryota; Metazoa; Chordata; Actinopteri; Moronidae
Product: C-C chemokine receptor type 3
Exons: 3
Coding region: 132-1163 (343 amino acids)
Biological process (GO): immune response; G protein-coupled receptor signaling pathway; chemotaxis
Cellular component (GO): membrane
Molecular function (GO): chemokine receptor activity
Source: RefSeq, a predicted model, not a curated record